GACAAUGGAGGUUGAGUAACUUCUUCCUAACCUUCACGCCAUUGCUCCGCCUCUGUUUUCAACAAAAUAUUUGCAUUUUCAAAUUACUUGACUCAGGGGCACGUAGAGAUAGACGCCAUGGUUUCUUCUCGUGGUCUAACUACUAAGCAACCACUUUUUUCUUUUGGAUUGAUUUCUGAUGUCCAAUAUGCUGAUAUUCCUGAUGGUCGCUCAUUCCUUGGUGUUCCACGAUAUUAUAGGCACAGUAUUCUUGUGUUGCAGAGAGCAGUUAAAGAAUGGAAUACUCAUCAGAAGCAUAUGUUUGUGAUUAAUUUUGGAGAUAUUGUUGAUGGGUUUUGUCCCAAAGAUCAAUCUCUUGGUACUGUACAGAAAGUUGUGGACGAAUUUGAGAAGUUCAAGGGGGGACCUGUGUAUCAUAUGAUUGGAAAUCACUGCCUAUACAAUCUCCCUCGCAGCCAGUUGCUUCCGUUAUUGAAGAUCCAAAGUCUUGAUGGCCGUGCAUACUAUGAUUUUUCACCGGUGCCUGAAUAUAGAUUUGUAGUUCUGGAUGCCUAUGACAUCAGUGCCAUUGGUUGGCCACAAGAUCAUCCCAAAACAUUGGAGGCCAUGAAAAUCCUUCGGGAGAAGAAUCCAAAUGAAAAUAUGAACAGUCCAGAUAAUUUGGAGGGGCCUGAAAGAAGGUUUCUCAUGUUUAAUGGGGGUCUUGGAAAGGAACAGAUGGAAUGGUUGGAUGGAGUUCUCCUGGAUGCGACAAUAUUGAAUCAGAAGGUGAUUGUCUGUUGCCAUUUGCCUCUGGAUACUGGUGCGGCAAAUUUGGAUACACUGUUGUGGAAUUAUGAUGAAGUAAUGAAUUUGAUACACAGAUACAAUUGCGUUAAGGCCUGUCUCGCAGGGCAUGAUCAUAUAGGUGGAUACUCCAUUGAUUCUCAUGGGAUACACCAUAGAGUUUUUGAGGCUGCUUUGGAAUGUCCUCCUGGUACGAGUGCAUUUGGAUACAUUGAAGUCUACGACGACAGGAUAUCACUAAUCGGAACUGACAGAAUGGAAAGUACAGACAUGCAUUUUAGCCCCCGAAGUUAAUUUGUGUUAGAGGAUGUGAUCUUAUUUAUAAAAAUUCCUAUUAUCUUUUAUUAACAAUUGAUAGAGUACGUGUGGUCUUAUUCUAUUCUUACCAAGAGAAAGUUUGUAUUUAAAGUUUGAAUAUUGGUACAGAUAAAUUGCAAGUUCAUGAAUUAGGUUUUAUGUAUUUAA
Messenger RNA from Vigna umbellata (rice bean), 1251 nucleotides. Lineage: Eukaryota; Viridiplantae; Streptophyta; Magnoliopsida; Fabales; Fabaceae. The record is from RefSeq and is a predicted model, not a curated record.